AUGGGGAAGUUAUCAGGAGAAAUCAUCUACUCAUUGAGCAUGGAUGGCUGCAUUGAUUGGCUGGUGGACCUCAAGAAGUAUAUGGCCUUGGCAGGUGAGCCAGUGCGUGUGAAAUGCGCUCUUUUCUACAGCUAUAUCCGCACAAACUACAGCAUGGCACAAAGCACAGGGCUGCGUCUGAUGUGGUACAAAAACAAAGGGGAUUUCGAAGAGCCCAUUAUCUUCUCGGAAGGGAGGAUCAACAAGGAUGAAGACUCCAUCUGGUUUCACACAGCAGAAGUCCAAGACAGCGGCUUCUACACCUGCGUUUUAAGAAACUCAACGUACUGCAUGAAAGUAUCCAUGUCGUUGACAGUUGCCGAAAAUGAACUUGGACUUUGUUACAACAGCACAAUUCGUUACUUAGAAAAAUCAGAAAUCACCAGGACCAAAGUCAUUUCCUGCCCAGAUACCGAGGAUUAUAAAAUGGGCAAGCAAGAGCCAGAUAUAAUCUGGUAUAAGCAAAACAGCAUUCAUAAAUCAGGUCUGGUAAACAGUGAUACUCUCAAACUCAUCCCUCUUGAUGCCUUCAUGUUAAAUAGAAACACCAUUCCUGAAAUCAAGAUGACUGCUUUAGUCACCAACAGACCACCUCAGCCGUUGUAUCCAGUAGAGAAUCAGACGAGUCUUCUCGAAGUCCAGUUGGGUCAACCCCUCAAUGUGGUUUGCAAAGCGUUUUUUGGCUUCAGCGGCGAGUCGGGCCCCAUGAUCUACUGGACGCGAGGGGAAAAAUUUAUCGAAGAACUGGAAAGUCAUGUUAAAGAAGGCGAAAUCAGGCUCCUCAAAGAGCACCUUGGAGAAAAAAUUGUGGAGUUAACAUUAAUCUUUGACAUUGUGAAAGAAGCAGACCUAGCCAAUUACACAUGCCAUGUCGAAAACAGAAAUGGGAAGAAACAGGCGAGCAUCAUUCUGAGAAAACGAGAUCUGAUCUCCAGAAUUGAACUUGCUGGAGGUUUGGGAGCUAUAUUUCUCUUACUGGUUUUACUUGUAACCAUCUAUAAGUGCUACAAUAUAGAGCUGAUGCUAUGUUACAGACAGAUGUUUGGAGGAGAUGAAGCCAUGGAUGACAACAAAGAAUACGACGCCUACUUGUCAUACACAAAAGUCGAUCCCGAUACAUUAGACCGCGACAAUCGGGAGGAAGAACAAUUUGUCCUUGAAAUUUUGCCAGAUGUUCUGGAGAAGCAGUACGGAUAUAAGCUCUUCAUUCCAGACCGGGACCUCAUCCCUACUGGGACCUAUCUCGAAGACCUCACCCGAUGCAUAGAACAAAGCCGCCGUCUCCUGAUUGUCCUCACGCCGGAUUACGUACUCCGACGAGGGUGGAGUAUUUUCGAGAUGGAAAACCGACUCCACAACAUGCUCCUCGGCGGGGAGAUCAAAGUCAUUUUCAUCGAGUGCCCCCAGCUGAGAGGGAAAGUCAACUACCAAGAGGUGGAAUCCUUGAAGCACAGCAUCAAACUCUUCUCGGUCAUCCCGUGGAAAGGGCCCCAAAGUAACAAGCCAAAUUCUAAAUUUUGGAAACAUUUGCUCUAUGAGAUGCCGGCUAAGAAGAAAGAAGUGAUCUCGCGGCGCCAAGUCCUGGAUUCCGCCGAGCAGGGUCUCUUUGCUGACCUCCAAACAGUGCCUUCCAUCGCAGUGACGGACACUUCUGCUACUUUAAUUUCAUCUCAGGCAGACUUGGGCGAUUAUCCGCCCACCAACACAGCACAGAUGAGACACUACUGCAGAGGUUACGACUACAACGUGCAGUCCGCGACUCUCCCGCUCGCUGCCAUAAGCAGUAACCACCACACUUACUGCAAUAUACCCCUGACACUUCUCAACGGGCAGUUGCCGCUGAACAGCAGUGUGAAGGAUGUCCAGGACUUCCACAGAAACCCUUCUUUGCUCCCCUUAUCCACGAGAGAGUUGAGUUUCACCAGCGAUAUAUGGUAGCAGAGAU
Messenger RNA from Notechis scutatus (mainland tiger snake), 1984 nucleotides. The record is from RefSeq and is a predicted model, not a curated record. Lineage: Eukaryota; Metazoa; Chordata; Lepidosauria; Squamata; Elapidae.